Rodentolepis nana is the source of this 873-nucleotide messenger RNA. NCBI's taxonomy places the organism in Eukaryota, Metazoa, Platyhelminthes, Cestoda, Cyclophyllidea, Hymenolepididae. The record is from the annotation of a GenBank genome assembly.
AUGUACUCGGCUUGUCGAGCUAUUCAUUGUAUAAAUUCUCUUCCUGUAUCUACCAUUUGGAUUAAAAAGGAAUUAAUUAAAAAAGCUUCUCCAGCUUGCAAUUUGCCUGCUCCGGCCGAAAAUUUGGAAUCGAUAAAUGACUUUUUACAUCAAUACGAUUUUUUUCCUGAUCGUAAAUAUGAUCAAAAGCUGCGGACCUUGAUACCCUCUCAACCAAUUUCUAUCAAAGGCGAUGAUCACAAACUGGAAUGCAAUAUCUGCCUUUGUGACUACAGGACUGGACAAAAGGUACGCCAUCUCCCCUGUGGUCACGUUUUCCAUCGGGAGUGCGUUGACAAGUGGUUGGCCAACGCGGAGACGUGUCCCAAGUGUCGAAAACAUGUGGUAAACGCUCUGCGCCUUCUACUUUCGAGUAAAGAAAGCCAAAGCACUCGUAGACGCUCGCAAUCGAGCGUUAAUUUACCAUCGUCCUCGUUUUCAUCGUCUCAAUUACAGAACAUACAGCCUUCAGUGGUUGUGAAGCACAAUCGUGCAAGCAUUCUGCGUCUUGAAUUAGCGAGGAGUCGUCGUACAGCAAAUACAGAAUUUGAAAGAGCGAUAAAUUCAAAUAGUACGACUCAGGCAAAACUAAGAAUAACCUCAAAUAUUCCUGAACAAAUCCCAACUCACAGUGGAGAAACUCUUUCGGCUUCUAGUUCUAUCGAACCUUCAGCUGGGGCAAACGAAGGCAUUAGCAUUUGUACUGACGAUUUGCAUUCUACGAAUGACAAAGGAGAUGAAAUGUUAAAUCACGAAUCAUCUGAUGAGCCGAGACGAAAAGCUGCUGAGGCCGCAAUGCAACGCUACGAGCAGUUCCACAAAAAGACAGAUUAA